CCCAUUCGGUUGUGUACUCACACACGCCGGGCCAUCGUCAUCAUCAGCAGGAGUAGCAGCAGCAGUAGCCGUAGCGGUAGUGUAUCACCCGUUGGACCGUAAGUUUGACGUUGCUCUGUAGUUGAAUUCGCGAAUUACGUUACAUCUUACCGUAACAGUACUGAACGUGUUAAUUGGUGUACGGUUACAAUUUCAUCAUCAUGUGCCGGAUUUUCCGCGAACAGUCGUCGAGUCCAUCUUGACUGUAAUUCUCUGUAACGCGUGUGAAGUGGACGGCCAGCAGGAGAGAGAGAACAGAGACAGACUGCGCUUAGAAACGAAUCACACUCGGAAAAUGUCGGGCGAGAGGAACAUUCCGCACCUACGGGACAUAUUCGGCGUAACUGACGAUAUGCGCCGUAUGGAUGUGAAAGGCGAUGACCGCAACUCUUUGGGUGGCAUCAGUGCGGCUGGCACGGACAGUGCCAUUUCCGUUGGUUCAGCGAGUGAAGAGGAUCUGUUACCAAUGAAAGCAUCAAAAAAAAAACAGCAUAGGCAUAGGCAAAGUGGUCGGCAGUCAAAGAACAAUGGCGUCAUAGAAGACGAUGUCAAACAUUUGGAACGGCAUUUGUCCAUGAAAAAGACUAUAAGGAAAAAAAUUAUGAGGGAUUUACAACAGGCAUUUGUCGAAGAUCCAGACGAAUUUAAAGUGGAAGACAUACCACCGGAACAACUUAAGGCUGAACUCAAUUCGAGGAGCUUAAGUUUCGGUACACAUAGCAAAAAGAAAGGUAAAAUGAAAUCCGAAUCGAAUUUCUUGGACUUUUUAAGAGGUGGCAAUGAUUCCAAUACGACUGGACGCCGUUCGACAACUUAUGCGGAUGAGAGCGACUCGGGACACGGUUCUCCAACAAGAGAGUUGGAUGACGACGAACCGUCAAUAAGGAAACCAAGCUUUUGGAGAAGAUUCACCAUCAAAGGCGCCAAAAAUAAGUGGUAGACGUCAAGUAUUGAAGAUUGUGUUAAUUACAGCUGUGAUUAUUAAUUAAGUUUUGGUCUUCAAAACUAAAAAACGAUUUUAUUCUAUCCUAUGUAUUAUACCUACGUAAUUGGUGUCUUCUUUGAACCGUCAUAAAAUUUGUAUUAGAUUUUACAAAUAUAUUUUAAUAAUCCUAACUUCUAUUUUAUUUGCUAUUUAAAUAAAAACGUCUAAAAAUAUA
Daktulosphaira vitifoliae (grape phylloxera) is the source of this 1199-nucleotide messenger RNA. RefSeq lists its product as uncharacterized. The record is from RefSeq and is a predicted model, not a curated record. Bases 335 to 979 code for a protein of 214 amino acids. Lineage: Eukaryota; Metazoa; Arthropoda; Insecta; Hemiptera; Phylloxeridae. The transcript is spliced from 3 exons.